This is a messenger RNA of Solea solea (common sole), 6087 nucleotides long. It is a transcript of the gene pde4ba, whose product is annotated as phosphodiesterase 4B, cAMP-specific a. Gene Ontology annotation, cellular component: cytosol; nucleus; perinuclear region of cytoplasm. The record is from RefSeq and is a predicted model, not a curated record. Gene Ontology annotation, biological process: signal transduction. The transcript is spliced from 14 exons. The coding region runs from base 852 to 3101 and encodes 749 amino acids. NCBI's taxonomy places the organism in Eukaryota, Metazoa, Chordata, Actinopteri, Pleuronectiformes, Soleidae. Gene Ontology annotation, molecular function: 3',5'-cyclic-AMP phosphodiesterase activity; transmembrane transporter binding.
UGCCUGCAUGCUGUGCUGUGCUGUGCUAUGCUGUACUCCGCUCCACUCGCUGCUCUGACUGACUGCGAGUAAAGGGGAAAUCUGACUAGAGGCUUGGCUUAGUGGGAGUCCCUCUCUGCCACACCGGGAGUACCUUUUGGAAGAGGUGGGGGUUGUUUGCAGUGAGACAAGGUGAGUCAAGCAAGUGAUGGCUGGAGGAAGAGCAGAACAGGAGGAGGCAGAGAACAGUUUUCAGCCCUUUUGAAUCUUUCAUAAGGGAGAUCCUCCAACAUCACACUGCCUUGAUGUUCUGAGGGAAAAAAGCUGGUGCUGAGGUGUGCAUUAAGCAGGCACCAGCUGUGCCUUAGAGACAGAGGGACACAGGAACAAGGAGAGUGAUAGAGCACUGGGGUGUGCACCUCACAGACACCAAAACCAGGAGAAGAGAGAUGGAGGAAAAGCAGUUUUGAGAAGAGGAAUUCUGCUUUGGAAGAAGCUGUAUGUGAAAGCUCUAAGAGCCUCUGAACAGAGGACUACGAGGAACGCACAAUGUAUGAGCCAAAGGAGAGAUAAAGAGACAGACUGCUGGCUGGGUGAUCUCUAAACCCCUGAAGAACAGGGGAAAAUGGUAAAGGUAAAAACAACACAACCAACUAAAGGUUAAUGGUGUAUAUUUUUGUUUGUAAGGUAGCCUCAAUUUUUUUUUUCCCACAACAAGAUUCCAGCCUGAUUUGAACUUCUUCUGUUUCCUGGAUAAGGCAAAGGAAGGCGAAAAUUAGCCGUGCAUGUCCACCUGGUGAGACUGACGUGUCAGAAUUUGACAGGAAGGGAAAGAAAAGUCUUUCUUGCAGAACUGAAGCCAACCUGCAGGGAUGUCGUCCAACGAGCUGAGCGUUGAGAUGGACUCCUGCAUUCGGACAUUCAAGGAGCACAUGCAUUUGGAGCUGGAGCCUCCCAAGAUGGGAGGCAAGAGGGGAGCCACGUCCCCAAAACUGUCGCCCAGAAGCUCCCCACGGCUCUUCCGCAAGCUAAUGGUCAACAAGAACAUCAGACAGAGGCGGCGCUUCACUGUAGCUCAUACCUGUUUUGAUGUGGAGAAUGGUCCAUCUGCCAGCUGCAGCCCGCUGGACCCCCAGGCCUCCCCGGGCUCUGGUCUGGUCCUCCACACCAACUUCCCCGGUCAUAACCAGCGCAGAGAGUCGUUCCUCUACCGCUCUGACAGUGACUAUGAUCUGUCACCCAAGUCCAUGUCACGGAACUCCUCCAUCGCCUCUGAAUUACACGGCGAUGACCUGAUCGUAACGCCUUUUGCUCAGGUUCUGGCGAGCCUUCGAAGUGUAAGGAAUAACUUCACGGUGUUGACCAACGUCCAGUGUGCCUCCAGCAAAAGAUCUCCCGCAGCAACUCAACCUCCAAUCACCAGAGUUUGUCUCCCAGAUGACGCGUACCAGAAGCUGGCCAUGGAGACGAUGGAGGAGUUGGACUGGUGUCUGGAUCAGCUGGAGACGAUCCAGACCUACCGCUCUGUCAGUGACAUGGCCUCCAAUAAGUUCAAGAGAAUGUUGAAUCGGGAGUUGACGCACCUAUCUGAGAUGAGUCGGUCUGGGAACCAGGUUUCCGAAUUCAUCUCCAACACCUUCCUAGACAAACAGAAUGAAGUGGAGAUCCCGUCACCGACAUCCAAGACGCGGGAGAAGAAGAAGCAGCAGAAGCAGCAGCUGAUGACACAGAUCAGCGGCGUGAAGAAGGUCUCUCACGGGCCCUCGCUCUCCAGCAGCAGCAUCUCCCGCUUUGGUGUCAAGACCGAGAAGGAGGAGCAGCUGUCCAAAGAGCUGGAGGACCUGAACAAGUGGGGCCUGAACAUCUUCACGGUUUCAGAGUACUCCAACAGCAGACCCCUGACCUGCAUCAUGUAUGCCAUCUUCCAGGAGAGAGAUCUUUUAAAGACAUUUAAGAUCCCGUCGGAUACAUUUGUGGCCUACAUGAUGACGUUGGAAGACCACUACCAUUCAGAUGUGGCCUACCAUAACAGCCUGCACGCUGCUGACGUGGCCCAAUCCACACACAUCCUCCUAUCAACUCCAGCCCUGGAUGCGGUCUUCACAGAUCUUGAGAUCCUGGCAGCCAUCUUUGCUGCAGCCAUCCAUGAUGUUGACCAUCCUGGAGUUUCAAACCAGUUCUUAAUCAACACCAACUCUGAGCUGGCAUUGAUGUACAAUGACGAGUCUGUGCUGGAGAACCAUCACCUGGCUGUGGGAUUCAAGCUGCUACAGGAAGACAACUGCGACAUCUUCCAGAACCUCACCAAGAAACAGAGGCAGUCACUGCGCAAGAUGGUCAUCGACAUGGUCUUAGCCACCGACAUGUCCAAACACAUGAGUCUGCUGGCUGAUCUGAAGACCAUGGUGGAGACCAAGAAGGUGACGAGCUCUGGAGUGCUGCUGCUGGACAACUACACCGACAGGAUACAGGUGCUGCGUAACAUGGUGCACUGUGCUGACCUGAGUAAUCCCACCAAGUCCCUGGAACUGUAUCGUCAGUGGACCGAUCGGAUAAUGGAGGAGUUCUUCCAUCAGGGAGACAGAGAGCGAGAGAGAGGGAUGGAGAUCAGCCCGAUGUGUGACAAACACACAGCCUCAGUGGAAAAGAGCCAGGUGGGAUUCAUCGACUACAUCGUGCACCCUCUUUGGGAGACAUGGGCUGAUCUGGUCCACCCAGACGCCCAGGACAUUCUGGACACUCUGGAAGACAACAGGAACUGGUACCAGAGCAUGAUCCCCCAAAGUCCCUCCCCUCCCUUCUAUGACCAAGGCCCGCACGGACACAGUGGAGGCACCGGAGGGCAGGGAGGUGGGGAGAAGUUUCAGUUUGAGCUGACCUUGGAGGAGGAGGACUUGGAUGGAGUAGAGAAAGAUGGCGAUGUGGAGGAGGAGGAGGAGGAAGGGGAGGAAGAUGAAUUAGAGGAGGAGGAGGAGGAAGAAGAGGAUGAUGAUAGUAGAGGAGAUCGUGAAUCUCCUCCCCCGGACUAUUUGAACUGUCAGGAUCACGAGGAGGGCAGAAUGAUGCAGCCCACGACAGCAAUAGAAAUCGUGACGCACGAGGCGUCGCCGACAGAUACAUAGGGUUUUCAUCGCCAGGCUCACGUGGUGAUUUGAGAGUUUUUUUGGAGAAAAACGAGGGAGGAGAAUCCUCUUGCAGCUGUGCUUUUUAAAAAGCCCACAGAGGCAAAGGCUUUGUUUUGGCCCGCACGCGGGUGUCUUGCACUUGGGUGUUUGAAGCCAGACGUGGAUGGACAGUUUCAGUGAAGCGGCUUCAGAGUUCUCAGGAAAUAAUUGCUGCGGACAUUUAGUCUUAGACGGACAAAUGAGACUGGGGGGCGGAACUUGAAGGAUUUUUGGCCAGUUUGGGAAAUGGUUACUUAUAUUUUCAGGACUGGCAUUAAAUGGACAUUGACACUACUGAGAGAAGUUUUGUACCUUAAGACUUUUUUUUACAGAUGACCUAGAAGUAGCAUAGAGUAAGAUCUACUGAUCGAAACAUGUUUGUAUAGCAAGAGAAAGUGUUUACUUUUUUCCUGUACCAUUUGUCAAAGGACUUUUGUGUGCCUUUUUUUACUAUUGUCUUUAUAAUAGUUUUUUAUUUAUUGAACACUCUAGUGUGUCUGUGAAAUGUUUUAGGGUUUUUGUUUUUUUCCCUUCUUAUCUUAUUUUUGUAUGUUGAAGAGAGAGAAGAGUCUUCCAUGUAUUGGGCAAUAGAGAAAUCCAAACAAACAACUCUUGGACAAAUUCAUGUACACACACACACACACACACACGCAUCCUACGCACAUUUGUUUUCAUCACACAUUCAAACUCAUGUACAUUUGUGGUGCCUGUUUCUCGUCAUGUCGCAGUGAUAUGCACCUCAUCUAUUUUCAUACUCUAUCCACUUCAUAAACAUUUCCUCUUUCCAUCGUGACGGUCUGCAGACCAUUGAAUGCUUCCAGCCUUUUCACAACCAAAACUUGACUUCAUGCAAACCUCUCAGCGAGGAUACAAAACCUGUGGUCAGGUAUUCCUGCUAAAAGAUUUGCAUAAUUGGGAUAUUUUUAGUUUUUAGCAAUAGUGCUUCGAUGUCUGAUAAAAUGAAGUCUGCCAAGGACAAAAUGCACAACAGCACCGAGUCUAUUUUUAGCCCGCAGGUAUGCUGCAGUCCUAAUAAUCCUGUGAGUCGGAACGGGUCCUGACCCCAAACCUGUCUGAUGUAACGACUGCCGCCCCCCUUGGCAUUCAGGCCCAGACCAGACGACUAAAGGUGCUCGUAUGAAAAGGCACUGAUCAGUGGCACUAUUCACACUUUACAAACCCUUCACAGCUUCAUCGGCACAAGCCCAAAAACAGUCAGGCUGGUUAUUCUCCUUCCUUCUGAGAAAAAACAUCCCUCAAGAGCUGCUUCUGCUCACUGACGUCAUCUCCACUGUAUCAGGUUUCCAGGACAGUUAGGUUUAUUAUAAUACGACAAAAGUGGAACUGUUAGGGUGUCUAUCUAGUUACAAUACUGUUUAUUCGGGGGGGGGGAAACGCUGGGUUAGAAAAAAAAUGGUUUGCAGACGUCACUUUUUUCUUACUCCUGCGGCUUCCAUGACGGAAACUUCUGGACGUUCACAUUUUCACGUUAGUUUACUGAUAUUACUCGAAAGGUACUUCAUCUAAUUUCACUCCAGCAUGCUUAUAAGUGGCAAUCGUUUGUGUGCAGUAUGUAUGAAUGGAUGGUUUUGUAUGCGCGUGUGUGUGUGUCUGUGUGUUUGGAUGUGCUGACUUUGUCACCAGGCCUUACCCCAACCCCCACCCACCCAACAUCCCCACAUCCCCACCCACCGCCCGGCAAUCACUCCACACCUUUGUCGCUACUGCUCAAGUCGGUCCUUUUUGCUGUUUAUAACAGUGUGUAUUUAUUCUAUAUUUUAAGCUUGUAAAUAAGAAAUACGGUGUAAAAUCUAUUUUAAUUUAUAUGCACUUGCAUUACCUGGAAGUGGUGGUGUGUAAUGUGUAGAAGACUCUGGAUUAGAGUCUCUUUAUAGAUGUUUUCUUAUAUAGUUAUAUACUGUUCAUAUAUACACACAAAUAUAUAUAUAUAUAUAUUUGUGUAUAUAUAGCAGAGCAGCAGCUAGACAUGAUGUUGUCACAUGGGAACCUUGUAACUCGUAAGCAACCUCUUUGUUUCAUGUAACGUCAGACGAAAAUGAAAAGACUUAUUAAUAUUAUGCAUGAAUAUUAAACCAAAAAGGUUCUCACUUACAGUAAGCAUCGUUUUUGAAAAAUCUUUUCAUAUAAUAUCUGAAAAAUUCAAGUCUCCUUCUUGCGUUAUUUAAAUUUGUGUAAGAUAAUAAGUAAGCUCAGUUGCAUUUUUUGGAAAAAGAAAAUGGAAAAAAAAAUCUGUCCUCCAUUUUGCGAUUUAAGUCAAGACCUCCUGAGUUUUUUUUUGAAGGUACAAGGUUUUCAUCUGACAGCAGAACUUUUGGUAACCCAGAGGAAACAUAGAGGACGUGUUAAACUGCAAUAGGAUAUUGGAAAUAGGAUAAAAUAGCUUCUUCAGAUUGCCGAUUCGAGGGCCAGGCACAGAUUAGACUGACAAACACAACACAAGGCGAUUUGCCUCCUUUUACACUUUAACACAUGUGGUGUAAACGUGGACGAGAAUGGACAGCAUUGGUAGCAUGCUACAACACAGACCUGAGUCGUUCUGAAUUACCGUCAUGAUUAACACAUAAUCUUAUGUAUCUGAUUGUGAUAACGUGUGAACUCUUUCUGACCAAACUUGUUAGCGGUUUUGAAAUUCAAAUUUGUCAGUAUUAACAUUGUUUAUCUAUGUUCAAGCUUUUAUUGGUCCUAGUUGUGUCCAAAAUGGAUAGCCAGACUUAGCACUAUCUGCAUGAAAGAUGGAGUUUUGUUUCCUUUUGAUUUUUUUGUUUUGUUUUUUUUAAUUGUCAAUAAUAUGUUCACCAGUCCACCAGUUAUUGCAGGUGGGUUAUUAAAUGUUUCACACAAUGUAUGGUAUUAUAUUGUAUAUUGUGUUCAAAAAUAAAUCUGAAAUACCUUUUCUAUGAAGUGAUUAAAAGUAAAGCAUGAA